AUGCUGAUCAUCCUAGUUUUCUCCUUCCUGGUGUCCACUGUCAUUGCCACAGAUAAAGGUAAAGUCGUUUGCUUGGUGUCCUUGUCAUAUAUUUGAGUACAGUGUGGAUUAUGACCUUUUGCUUUCAUUCAAAGUGUUGCAGCUGUUUUUAGACAUAAUUCUAGCACAUGGUGGUAAGACUAACAUGAACUCCAGCGCAGAUCUGGUUGUUGAUUUGUGGUUGAUAUUUUGAGGCCUUGAAUUUUGCGCUUUGGCAAGUACCAUUUUGACACAAUUCAACGACAGUUUUAAGUUUUACCCCAAGUUUAUGGAGAUGGAAUCACUGACUCUGGGGUCACCUUGAGUAAAUCUCAGAUUACUCUUAUUUGCGAAAUAUUUAAUCAAUUUCCGACAAAAUUCCCUUAAAAGAGAGACUGAUUAUUUAUUUCUUUUUUGAAGAAUAAUCUUUCUCCGGUUGUCUCUGUGGCACUUUUUCAGUUUCGAGUCUCAUUUUAUUUUCGAUUAGCUUGAGACGAGAAUUACUUGUCUUUCAUGACAAAUUGUGAAAACUUUGUCAAGAACAUAUGUCCUCUUUAACCUGGAUAGGUCUUCUUUUUGGGGGGCUGUCCAGCCUGUUCGGCCUUGUACAGCUUUGUCCAGGAGGAGUUUAUUAAAUCCAUGAAAUGUCCGGGUUUUUGUAUGGAAGUUUUGAGUUUGUGUCGUGUGGGCUCACUGCGUUAGAGACACGUAAAAAACACUCGAUCAGACCGGAAAUACUCUCAAAAUUAACUAUGUGCGACUCUGUGAUUCCGCCCCCGCGUAGUUUUGUCCUCUUUUUGGGGUUCCAGAAUAUGGUCACCCUGACUUACCUUUUAAUGAGUUGCUGUCAUGAUGAUAGUGUUUUGAUUAUUCCUAAAGUUUGGUGAGAGUACUUAUAUUGAUUAUCAGCCUUGGCGUUACCAUGUGUUAGCAUGCUAUCACAGCAGACCAGGAUCCUUCUUUCGCCUUCAUUUUCUGUAUGUUACAGUCAGCACUGUAAGGACAGCAGCAUGCCAAGUCAGCAUCUCGCCAACAGCUUUGGGUUUCUCAGUUUCUUAUUUUGUUUCCUUACAUUUUCAGACAGUGCCCUUCCCAGACUAAAUGACACCAAAGCUACGAAGGCCUUCAUCGACUCUGCAGAGGUGGUGGUCAUCGGAUUCCUCGAGGUUAGUGUAAAGAAGUCUUAACCACAGGCUCAAAUGAGCUUUCAGACAUCAUUCAAAACAAACCCGCAGGAGCUGCUUUAUGACUUAGUUUACAACCGUAACACGCGUACGGCAAACCAGACAUGAUCAAACAAAUUAGCUUAAAGUCAGACACCAAAAAGAGAGGGCUCCCGAAAUAGAUCUUUUGUUUGCGCCGUGUUAGUGAAGCUGCGGUCACAAAUAGAGUUCGAUGGAAGAAUGUAUUUCCGCUGGCCACACCUUUGGCAGUGCAGGCCUGUGAGGACAGAGGGUGGCUGGCUGUCCCAAGGAAGAUGGAGGGGUUUUUUUUAGAGGAAAUACAUAUCUAAAGACAUGUGGGAUUUGGCUUUAUCGGCCUGCAUUGUGAACAAGUGCAAAAAGACAGUUCAUGAGAGGAGAGCAGGGAAGAGAGGCAGAGAGCACAUGAGGAUAACUCAGAGCUGGAUGAAGAUGCUGAAGGCAAGGAGAGACCAAAAUAUUGUCUCUGUGACUCACUGGAAAUGAUCACAUAUUACAGGCUGCAAAAUAAUAAAAUACAGAGCCAGAGCUCAUGCAAUACCGUCUCAGAAAUAGUCGUGAUUCACCUUCCUUUGAGUCAUCCCCAGCUCUCUGCGUUUAUGUAACAUUACACUCCUGUUUUUCUCCUCCCCUCUGCGUCCAUACCUCUGCCCUGCAGUGUGUCUUUUUAUGCCAGACAUAUCAUACAUGGCUUCAUGGUUUCACCCAUGGCUUAAACAUGUAAUUUCAGGCUCUCUGGGGAAAGUUCAGAGUUAAAACAUAAGAAAUUAACUGAAUACUGGAAAAUGUUGAAAUGGUGCGUUGAUGUCUAGGUCAUAUAUUUUAACUUUAAGAUCUCGGUGCGCCUCUGUAAUUUGUUGUAUAAAAUAGAAAAACCUUGGGUUAAAAAAUUCAAUAAAGCACAAUUAUUCUUCUAGAAGCUGUAAAAGGCGUAUGAAAAACUAAAUGUUAAAAUAUUUUGAAAUGAAUAAUCCCGCAACAGCUCUGUCCUCCAGUACAUCACAGGGUAAUUCCUGUGUUUCCCUGCUGAUGCAGCUUGUAUAAGCAAAACAACAAAAGUAAUAUUUUUUAGAAAGAGGCAGAACAUGUCAUCAAACGUUGUUUCCUGACAAUAAUGAAAAAAGGUGAGAAGUGGAUAAAAUCUUCCUCUAUAACUCCCGGUCCCUCUGGUCUAUCAGGGAGAAGAGAGUCACGGUUUCAAGGAGCUCGUCGCAGCUGCAAAGCGAGUUGACUCAGUCCCUGUUGCCAUUUGCACAGUGAAGGAGGUGUGGGCCGACUACAGCCUCUCUUCAGACGCCAUUACCAUUUUCAGAAAGGUAUUCUUCACUUUUGCACUUACGUAUGUGAGUCAUAUUUUCAGAUUUGAUAGAUAUUGUCAUUUGUGUGAGAUGGUGUUAAUGUGUACUUUGUGACUCAGGCUGAUGAAGCCCAGGAAAAUCUUGUCCUUGCCGAGGCCAAAAAUUUAGACGCUGAUGGUCUUGUGAACUUCAUCACCAUCAAUGAAGUCCGAUACGUCACAGAAUAUAAUCAAGUGGUAGGUCCAACUUUUGUGUUUCCUUCUUUACAAAAAUGUACAUUUUUCAAAAGCAACUGCGGGUACCUAUCAUGUUUGGCAUCCCUUCUUUGAACAUGACAGCCCGGUACACGUGGAUUAUAAUGAUCAGUCGCAGAAAUCUGCUGUUUUCUGUCUCCUCAGACUGCAGUGGGCUUGUUCAACUCAAAGGUGAAGUCACAUCUCCUGCUCUUUGCCAACAGAGGUACAAAAGAAUUCAGUGAGCUCAAGAAGAAACUGCAAACUCUUGCACCCGAAUUCACAGGAAAGGUAAUCACCAAAAAUUACCAAGAGAUAUUUACACUUACGAGGUAAAUUUAUCGUAUCUACAGUAUAAGUAGCUUGAUGAGAUCCAAAAACUCCAUUUCAGUUCUUGUUUGUGGUCAUUAAUGGAGCUGUGAAGUCCAACUCUCGAUCUUUGAGCUACUUCGGUCUCAAGUCUCAGGGCCUCCCACGAGUUGGUAUCUAUGACGGAGACUCUGACAUGAAAUGGCUCCUUCCUGAGGGAGAGAUCUCUCCUGAACGAGUGCAAGAAUUCUGUCAGUCCUUCCUACGAGGGGAACUAAAGGUGAGCAGAAAUGACAGUUUUCCUGAACGAAGUCAAAGAGGAUUAUGACCAAUAGUCACUCACACCUUUCCUCUCUAAGAUUGAACUCUUUUUGUCCAUCUUGAAGAGUCUGUAUGGUUUAAAAAGAGGUGAACUUGAUGAAGGUAAAGGUUUAGAGUGUUUCAUUUUUUUUUGCUUUAUUAUUCUAAUAACUUUUUUGUGCUUUCCAGGAUGUGAAGCAGGCUGGUGCAGAACCUAAAACGGAGCUGUAA
Xyrichtys novacula (pearly razorfish) is the source of this 3591-nucleotide messenger RNA. Lineage: Eukaryota; Metazoa; Chordata; Actinopteri; Labriformes; Labridae. The record is from the annotation of a GenBank genome assembly.